Messenger RNA from Colletotrichum destructivum, 372 nucleotides. RefSeq lists its product as uncharacterized. NCBI's taxonomy places the organism in Eukaryota, Fungi, Ascomycota, Sordariomycetes, Glomerellales, Glomerellaceae. The transcript has a single exon. The record is from RefSeq and is a predicted model, not a curated record. Bases 6 to 356 code for a protein of 116 amino acids.
ACUAAAUGGGCGGACAUGUGUCUCGCGCAACGGGUACAAAAAUGUUUUUAUUCACUUUUCCUCUCUGGGUUAAGGAUUCCUUUCUUAUUUCAUUUCCAGUUUCAUCCUGUUAUCCUUCCAUCUCUCACACAGUUAUGAUUAUUGCGCCUUUCUCUGGUCUGGUAUCCGAAGUGUGUUCGGACAUGCCUUCCGACGCCUUACCACUUUCUUCCUUCCGAGGCAUCCACCAUGCCUCGCACCCAGACACAUCCCCGCUGUCCCCACUUCUAUCCACCCUGUCAUCAUCGUCGUCAGUGUCAUUGGUCAUUGAGCUGGGUACCUGCCUGAUAGCAUCUGUAGACACAUGGAAGCCAUGAGAUGGAGUCCACCCGA